Molecule: messenger RNA, 1683 nt
Organism: Candidula unifasciata
Lineage: Eukaryota; Metazoa; Mollusca; Gastropoda; Stylommatophora; Geomitridae
Source: the annotation of a GenBank genome assembly
AUGGCCUUCUUGGUAUAUGUGUACACCUACUUACUGAGGAAAGAGGAGAGCUUCCUGCAGGCCAUCCCAAGGACCAUCUCCAGGACCCUGUCGAGAACAUUCAGCCGAUCAUCAGUGCGAUCCCGAAGCUCUGUUGCCAGCGAAAAAAGUGUGUCCAUGGCUGGUAAACCUCUUGUUAGAGGAAACAGCAAUCUCAGUGUCAGUGCCAGCUCAUACAGGAGGAGAAGGAAGAUAGUCUACAAUCCAGAAGUUUCCAAACAUACAGGCAGUUUCUAUCUUCGUGUGGGUGUUAUAGGUUUUGGAAUUGGCAGCAUGAUUCACAGCGCACUUACCUUCGGCCAUUAUUUUGAAGUUAGCCAUCUUGACAGCCAUUGCAGUGGUGCCAUCCAAGCCAUCAAGCCCCUGGCACAUUUGUGUUUUACUUUUGUGCAGAUGUAUUUCAUUUUCAUGAAUUCAAAAAUGUGUGUGCAUAAAUACAAAACUCUGGCACAUUUUGGCCUUAUGCACAUGAGUUGCACCAACAUCUGUGUCUGGCUGCGGUCGAUAGCUGUUGAGACACUCCAGGUCAUCAAAGUUGACCGACGAGAUACAUACAAUGCCAUGGUGAAGGCUUAUGAGGAAUACAAGGAAGAUGCAGAGGAUGAUAGUGAUGAAAAGGAACCUAUUCAGUCUCUAGAAGAAUAUAUGCAAGGUAGGUUAUGUUUAAUAGGAACAAUGUCAGAGAUAAACUGUCGAUGGGAUGCCAUGCUUGGGAAAAUUGUGGAGAGCUCUUCUGUCUAUUUGUACCCCUGUAUCAUUCAGUACAGUUUAAUAUGUGCAUGUGUCUUGUAUGUCAUGUGGUCGAACGUUGGCGAUGGUAAUAAUGGUGUGAAAAGAACAGACUCCUGCUCAGAUGUUGAUACAUUAGAUAGUGAUGAUGACAGUGAAGAUGAGAAUGCACACCAUAAGAUGAGUAUAGACUGUGCAGCCUCCAGCAAAGGCUUGUUUCUAGGAAUCCUGCUGUUUGUCAUUGCUGUGGUGUGCAUCGUUUGCUUCUAUGUGCUGACCACAGCUCAUUUUAUUUACAUAUUUGAUGCACUUUUUGCAGGUCAUGUCUCCGAAGAAAUAAUCUUGGUAGUGGCCUUCUUUGCUACAGCGAUUGCGGCAUUUCAGAUGCGCCAGAUGCGGUUUUCUGGCCACAGAACAGUGGGAAUAGAAGAAAUUCUGUCGCUGGUGUCAAUUUCUGGCCUGGGCCUGUAUGGGAUCUGGAGCAUCAUCGCUGCAGUCUUCUAUCUGGACACACUACAUGGUCGCCUGACGCUGAUCACAAACCUGUUCAUGCUGAUACAAGCUGGCGCUCAAGCCACAUUUACUCUAGCUACCCUCAGAGCCUCAGCCAGAAACCAUGAACAAUUAAGAGAAAAGCCAGGCAGGCAGUGUGUCACCUUCCUCAUCAUCUGUAAUUUUGCUCUCUGGGUUGUCAACACAUUUGAAACACAGAGGAUAGAAUAUAAUCAGACUCAGGUCAACUUUUAUGGAACCACAGCAUGGGCUAUAUUUAGUCACAUUUCAGUUCCACUAGGCAUUUACUUCCGGUUUAAUGCAACAGUGAACCUCUCCAUUGUUUGGAAAAAAGCUUGGAAGAAAAAAGAAACUGAUGGAAGAAACCACACAGACGUACUGCAUUCCUCAAGCCAUGCAUGA